AUUCUAGUGUCAAAGCCUGCAGUCUGCAAAAACUGGGCCAGGCGAAAAGAAAGCGAGUUGUGACUUCAAACAUCUGUGGCCGACGUCGUGGGAAGUGUACUGGUCCUAAACUAGCACUGCAAGGACUACCCAGGUAUUAAGCGAGCAAAUUCGAUGUGCUGUCUAGGUGCCCAGUCAGCCUUCAUGUUUGUCUUACACGGCUUCGGUGUCCUGCCAGGCCCGCCUGUUCGCGACGCGUGGCCCAUCUUCCUUCUCGCAUGAAUACUGUACCUGCCAGUGGUACAUCCUCUAUCGGUGACAUGCGCAACCACAACUUUGAGCGUAGCCGUCGAUGAUGAUGAUGAUGAUGAUAUUAUCGGCAGUCCUACCAUAUUCACUUCGGAGGAAUAGCUGUCGUCACCCGGCUCAGGGUUGAAUGACGCGCAGACCCAUGCAGUGGCAGAAGGGCAGCACUGUCGGAGAUCCCCAGUCAGGACGUUGGUGAGGACCGUGACUGUGGACUCUUAGGCCUCAGGUCGGUUUGUCGGUGGCUGGGCUCCGACUUCCGAGCGCCAGCCCGGGGCUAAAAGGGCAGCGAUAGUGUAGGCCUGAGGCGCCUAAAUUGCCCCUAGGGCUUGAAAAGGCCACCUCUUGCUCGGGGUCGGCGCCAGGUGGAUGCUCGCCCAAAAGCCCUUAAACCCAAGCCUCCGGGCCUAUAAGGCUGGGCAGAUACUGCCAAGCCACAGGCAAUCAAUCAAUGGCGCUGUACUGCUGUGGCCGCGCAUUCCAUUCAUGAAAUCCCAUCUCGCGGGUGGCCAGAGGGUUGAACAUCCCGCCGCCUGCUGACCGACCAGCACUCGUCCUCGCCGUGGACGCGUGGCCUGGUACCUGGUAUAAAGUACCGGGCCGGUAGAAAUCCUCUUCUGCCUCACACCUAGAUCAUCGCGUUUCCUAUGUCGUCUUCCCUCUUCAUCUCAGGCGUGAAUCCUUUCUCAUCUGCUUGUGCUCAAACAUGAACUUUUCCUCCAUCAAGUAUGGCACGCGCGUCAAGAAGCUCUCGGCUGGAAAUUUUCUGAACGGACAGAGCAUAGAGGGACAGUAAAUUCCACUCUCUGGGGAGUUACCAGCUCCAGGCUGAGUCGUCAGUCUCCGGCGCAACGUGGAAGCCAUCAGAUCCGAAAAGUCUAAGAUCCGGUUGGGUCGAGGCUCGCGAAAUCCGAAGGAGUGUAGCGGGCUUCAUCUUCACAACUCAGUAUGCUACUAGACGAGGCAUAUUGUUCCGUGAGCCUUUGGGCAGAUUGCGCCGCCGGAAUUGACGUUGUGGCUUCUCCAUGUUCAACUUUGCGUGCUGCACGAGAAGUGUGUUUGCGAACAGUGAUGUGAAAGCGCUCAACGAGAGAUAAAGCAUCCCUAGCGAGCCUGGUGCCGGUAACCAGAAAGCGCAAUGCUUCGAUGCCCUUGCUAAUUGUCGAGGACCCUGGAGAUGUAUUCGGCUUCCAAGGAUAGACAAGUCCUCCAAGGAGAAGGAUGAUGAUUGCAGAACUGCACGCAUUAAGGUCAGUGAAUGAAAACUUGGCAAGGCGAUUCCGACUAUGUAGAAGAGCGAUGAUGUCGAGAAUCCUGGUAGCCGCGUCCAGACACUUGGAAAAAAAUAACCCGUUCCGUGGUAGGAUCCGCAGGAUCCGCGUUGACGUUAGCAGUAGCUUCGUGGGUGGCGCGGGACGACUGCAAUUGAAUUCGAGCCAGGGAGAGUAAAGCCGAUCGACCGAGACGAACCCAUAUCAUGUUGUACAUCAAGUCUAGGUGGGCAUUUGACCGUAGCGAUUUCUCAUCAGACAGGAGUGGCAAAUGAACCGGAAGAGCCUGUUUCCAUGACCCCAGGAGCGAGCAUGUAUGAUCAUAUCCUUCCGAGUCUGGUUUCACCGAGCUGUAUGGCCUAUUAGCAUCCAGUCGCAAAUGAGAUUGGCAUCUGGCACUCCUAUCCAUGUGCAUACCUGCCAGUGGUGCUAAGGAAUUGGUCCUUGAUCAAUGUCAACUUGGUGAAUGCCACCAGUCGAUCUAUCUUGCGUGGAUUACUCUCAUCCAAGUCGGCCCUCCGUUGUGGAAGAGGAGCAGUGAUCUCAUCCGUCUGGAGCAUUAUGGGCUGAGCCAUCAUGCCCGAUAUCCAACUGGGUGCCCGUCGUCAAUCAUCUAUGAGGACUUGGGAAAAGAAGGACUCACCGCUCGAUACAAUACGUGGUCCAGAAAACUCUCGUCCUGAUCUCACGAUCCUGUGGUGCAACAUCACUAUUUCUCGCGUUGCGAUGGAGGGAGAGUCCGAUGGCAAUUCGCAAGGCAAGGCCAAGAUAUGUAUAAUGCAAGAGUAGACAGAUCUCCGAGUAUCCAAGGCGAGUCGCAAGUGCUUCUUCGUGAUAGAGUCUUGCAACUAUGUCGCGAACUCUUCGCUCGUCGAAAUAAUAUCGAAAGAAGGUGUCAGCCAGAUACUCGGCUUCCUCCAGAGGCGGUGCUUUGGCUUUGGCAUCCUCGCGGGCUGCCGGGUCAUCUAGAUGCUUGGAAGUGUCUAGGGCAUGAGAUACCUACCUGACAUGGUAUCAACAUGAGCUCUGGUGUGUGUGUGUGUGUGACAAGGAGAGAGUAUAUUGAGCUCACCUGGUCAUCCAGAAUUUUUGAAUUGAGAGGUCGAUGGUGACAGUUGGUUUUAGCCUCGGAAAUCGCGCCGAUGAAUGCGUCUCUGGACUGGAACCGACCCUGAGAAACUCAUUCGGCUUCAAGCUCUUUACAAUUCUGAUAUACUUUCCCAACACCAAAAGGGGCGGUGAGGUCUUACAGCACAAGGCCAGACUUACAUCCUUUGGGGCGACGACAACCGACCACAGGCCAGAACCAAGUACCAGUACCAGCUCAGCGCCAGAACUGCAUUCAUCAAGUCAUAGUCGAAGGCAUAACUUGGCGAGGCUGCAACAAGGAAGAUCUAAAGGCCGUAUUUGAGGAUUGGGAAUUUCUAUGGGGUGCCGGGUUAGGUUCAGUUUUGAACAUCCCUGUGCGAAAAAAACGGAGUGACGGUUGGGUCGCUGAAUAUACUGGACAAGGAACCCGCUUAUGAUGCCGCGGAUUUGGGACUUGCUGAGCAGAUUGCGGAUCUUGUCGCUCUGUGCGUCCAGAGGGAGAGGGACGCCCAAGUUCAACAAAAGACUGAGCAUUCCCUCCCGCAUCAGAUGGCAGAAGAAGAAAAACCACAUAAACCCAUAAACUCUUCAUCCCGGAUCUGAACCCCGGCAAGCUGGGUCAUCAUCAGUCCACCAAUUUGGGGCACAGCACAUGUUGUUCAACUUCCACCACUGCAUGCAUAACCGAAAUUUACCACGUCUAAUCGUGGACUUAUGGUCCUAUAGGACCACUCCCAAAUAUAUCAACACUCGAAGCCGUGACUAAGGAUGCAUGGAGAGGAGGCAUCUUGUAGGCCACUGCAUUCUUCUGGCUGCCAACCAUGUUUGACCCUGAUCUGAAACCAUGAAGUAUCCGAGAGGCAUCGCAUGUGGCUAUCUGCUAAUUGCAUUUGGGCAACAGUAAACAUAGGGCGGCUUAGGCCCCAAGGACACUCGUAGCAACGAUAAUAACCGAGCUGGAAGCCAGGAAAUGGGCACCGUCGGGAUGUAGUAUUUCAGGCGCGCAAAUUUGGGAACCAGGGGCCACGUUAUGGUUCCUGCACAGGCUCUCGGUUGCAAUGUUGCUCGUUCACCGCAAAUCUUCAGGCCUCACCACGCCAAGCUCAUGAUCGCACGGCCACAGGUCAGACAGGCUUAGUAAUGAUUUAGGUCACAUAGGAGGAUGCUCGGUCUGGAAGCGAGAUGGACUUUGGAGAGGUCGGGCUUCACCAUUGAGGACUUUGGUAUUCGUACGAUCCCAGACACCGGUUGAUGGCUGUCCAGUUGAUCAUGCCAAUGAUACUCCCCGGCUCUUUUCAUGCUGGAGCUUCGAACAGCUCCGGCUUCAUGUUGAUCCUGCAUAGUUUUGCUAAACAGCCGCUAAGUUGCAAAAAUGACUGCACGCCCUCAAGGAUACGCAUGUGCGUGAAGCCAAUCUCCUUAAUGAACUCCAGCUUCGAGUGUUCCGACAGCGUAGGAAUCGUCUUGGUUACCCGGAACAUGGUGCUUAU
Molecule: messenger RNA, 4135 nt
Organism: Exophiala dermatitidis NIH/UT8656
Lineage: Eukaryota; Fungi; Ascomycota; Eurotiomycetes; Chaetothyriales; Herpotrichiellaceae
Exons: 4
Coding region: 2662-2967 (101 amino acids)
Source: RefSeq, a predicted model, not a curated record